This is a messenger RNA of Drosophila bipectinata, 1199 nucleotides long. RefSeq lists its product as uncharacterized. Lineage: Eukaryota; Metazoa; Arthropoda; Insecta; Diptera; Drosophilidae. Gene Ontology annotation, molecular function: L-galactose dehydrogenase activity. Gene Ontology annotation, cellular component: cytosol. The record is from RefSeq and is a predicted model, not a curated record.
AGAAAAGUCAUUUUUGGUUUCUCAUUUAAUAGAAAAACAUGUCUGGUUCACUGCCUGCAACCUUCGUCAAGGGCUUUCACAAUGAGGAACAAGUGCGUCGCAUGGAGUACCGCAAUCUGGGCUCCACGGGCCUCAGGGUUUCCACGCUAGCCCUCGGUGGAGCCACUCUCUCGAAUCUAUUUGACAAUGACUUUGAUCGCGACGAGGGCAUCCGGACAGUGCACGAGGCUAUCAAGAGUGGCAUCAACUACAUCGACACGGCUCCCUUCUACGGGAAAUCAGAGGAGUUGCUAGGUCAGGCCCUGAAGGAUGUGCCCAGGGAAGCCUACUACAUUGCCACCAAAGUGGCUCGUUACGAAAGGGAUCCGGCAAAGAUGUUCAACUACACAGGCGAGAAGGCUCGAGAAAGUGUAAAAAGAAGCCUAAAUCUUUUGGGCUUGGAUUCAGUAGAUGUCCUACAAGUUCACGACGUGGAUGCCGCUCCGAGCCUGGACAUGGUGCUGAACGAAACCAUACCUGUUCUAGAGGAGUACGUGAAGGCUGGAAAGGCCCGUUUCAUAGGAAUUACCGGUUACGACGUGGACAUUUUGAAGGAGUGCGCCGAACGGGGAAAGGGUCGCAUCCAGUUGGUGCUCAGCUAUGCCCGCUACACCCUAGUGGACAACACCCUACUGCGUCACAUGAAGGCGUUCCGGGAGCUGGGAGUGGGCGUGAUCUGUGCCGCCGCCCACGCUCUAGGUUUGCUGACUAACCGCGGACCGGCUGCGUGGCAUCCCGGCAGUCCGGAGCUUCUGGAGGUGGGCAAACGUGCUUCGGAGAUAUGUCGCCAGAGGGGAGUGGAGCUGGGAAAACUGGCCAUGUACUACACCAUGCAACUGGACGGGGCGAGCACCUUCCUCAUCGGCAUUCCAAAUCGCAGACUCCUACGGAUCAACUUGGAUGCUGUCUUGGACGGGCUGACUUCUGACGAGCAGGAAGUUUUGAUAUACUUGCGUGAAAACGUUUUCACCAAAUCCUACAGCUGGUGUUCCACACUGGAGACGGUAAACAUGUUCAAGUAGUUGGAUACUCAACUGAAGUAAUGGAAAUCAACAUUCGAGAGGAAGUGGACUAAAACCUACAAGAUUAGAAACAUAUUUAGACUUUAUAAAUAUAAACUUUUAUUUUAUUUUCAAAAAUUUAAAUAAGAGUAAACUUGU